AGAUGCCUAAUAUGUUUACUACACAGAACAUUGAAGAGAUUCAAAGUGAUAAUGAUUACGAAGAUAAUGUUGAAUUGAUACUGGAUGCUUCACACAAAUUUGAGAGUAAUCAAGAAAUAUCUAAUACAAAUGUACUUAACAAAACUGUAGAUCUUUUUGUCGGUUAUUCUUUCACAUCAUGGGAAGAUAUAGACACAAUUAUGGGAAUUUAUGAGGUUUGCUAUUUUACAAAUCAUGAGUUGGUGAAAAAUCGAUUUAAUGCAAAUGAAAUUUUGGGUCCAAAUCCUUCAACUGUACAUAAAAUAGUUAGUGUUGAUUUGCACUAUGCAGCACAAAAAAGCUUAAAUAUAGUGAAAUUUGGGGACUUGCCCAACAGGCUGCUCAACUUUCCAUUGAAAAAACAAUUAUCAGGAGAUGAAAAUGAAAAGUAUGAUGUUGAUAAAGAAAAUGAAUUUAAUCAAGUUAAAAAUCUAUUAGUAUCUCGACACAAAGGACAUUUGGCAACUAAAUGUUACAAGUCAGCAACUGAAAAAAAACAAAAGCCACAAUCAAAAUAUACUUGUAGUACGUGCGGUCAAUCAGGGCAUAAUAUAGCGAGGUGCCAAAAUCACUAG
Molecule: messenger RNA, 614 nt
Organism: Dentiscutata erythropus
Lineage: Eukaryota; Fungi; Glomeromycota; Glomeromycetes; Diversisporales; Gigasporaceae
Source: the annotation of a GenBank genome assembly